AUGGUGAAGCCCGUCUGCUCCGCCGGAGCUUCGUUCUGGACUCUACCCUCAGCUUUACGAUCGCUGGUACGUUCGGCCAUUGUGAUCAGGACAGCACGCUACAAUUACUCACAAGAUGCCUCGUCAUCGAAAUUGACUAUCGCUGGCAAAAACUACCCGACCGAUGCAUGGACCAACGUACCUCAAUCAAUCCUCUCACAGUACGGCCGAGCCUUGCACGUCGAGCCCAACCAUCCACUGUCCAUUACCAGAGAACUGAUCGAGUCCCGUUUUCACAAAUUCAAGAACCAUAACACCCUCCCAGGGGUAGUAACAGUGAACCAAAAUUUCGACUCCCUAGGCUUCGCCCCCGAUCACCCAGGCCGCAGCAGAACAGAUACUUACUACAUCAGCAAGGGCACAUUACUACGGACUCACACCUCGGCGCACGAAGUCGAUGUCUUCCGAGAGAAUGCGAGCGAUGGGUGGACCCUGUCAGCAGAUGUCUACCGUCGUGAUGCGGUAGAUCGAAGUCACUACCCUAUCUUUCAUCAGAUGGAAGGUGCUUUGACUUGGGAUCGAAGCAAGUACGCUUCUCGCGAAGCUUGCACAGCUGCAAUCAAGGAAAGUUUCGACAAGCUACCAAAGCACGAUCUAGUGGUUGAGGACCCUAAUCCACCUUUUCAUCCCGAACGCAAUCCUUUGCAGGAGCAGUAUCACUUUCCGGCCGAAGCAGAAAUCGUAGCUGCACACCUGAAACGAAGUCUGGAAGACAUGGUCGUCACAAUUUUCUCCGCAGCAGACAAAGCUUUGGCAGCCGCCGGGCAGGACUCAGAAAGCGAAAAAGAACCUCUGAAAGUCCGUUGGGUGGAAGCUUUCUUCCCGCAUACGUCCCCCUCGUGGGAGAUGGAAGUCUGGUGGCGAGGCGACUGGCUCGAAGUCUUGGGAUGCGGAGUCAUAGAUCAGCCACUACUCAUCCGAGCGAAUCAGGCUGAUCGGAUAGGCUGGGCGUUCGGGAUUGGGUUGGAGAGGAUUGCUAUGUUGUUGUUCGGGAUUCCUGAUAUUCGGCUUUUCUGGAGUAAGGACUCUAGGUUCCUGCGGCAGUUCAAUGAGAAGGAGGCGAUUAGGCGAUUCCAGCCUUUCAGCAAACACCCUGCUGCUCCGCGAGAUGUGGCGUUCUGGCUUCCUGCCACCGCCGACGAACCUAUUGUCGCUGAGACUCCUGCAUCGACGUCUUCGGCUCCUAGCUCUGCGGGUGGGCAGCGAAACGAGGCUUCAAGGACCACAGAGCCGGUGUUUCACGAGAAUGAUCUUAUGGAAAUCGUGAGGAAUAUUGCUGGUGAUGGGGUGGAGGAUGUGAGGUUGAUUGAUGACUUUGUGCAUCCGAAGAAGAAGCGGAGGAGUCUUUGUUAUAGGAUUGAGUAUAGAAGUCUGGAGAGGACGAUGACGACUGAGGAGGUUAACGGGAUGCAUGAGAGGGUUUGUAGGGAGUUGAUCGAGAAGUUUGGUGUGGAGAUCAGUGCCCGGAGGCGAGAGGGCAACGAUGCACGACCACCCAAUACUGGAACGGAUCAUGAUGCUUGGAUCGAGCAGCAGCGCAAGGCUUCCACACCGGCACAUGACCAGGACGAUGCGGCGACGACAGCACCAGCACCAACCGAGGAGGCGGCCAAGAGCAAUGGUGAUGGACGGAGAACCGGGCGCUUGUCAAUGAGGAAGUUGAGGGACAGGAAGAACGGUGUUGUUGAUGUGCCCAAACCUCCGCCUAUACCCAGCUGGUUUCUCAAGCACAAUGUCUUCCUGGAGAAAGACGAAGUAGCACAAAGCAAAGGCCGGGAAGGAAAGGAGGUGUUGCGAUGUGUUGAUGCUGGGUCAGGGCAUACACUAUUCACGAUGCCGUACUACAAGCCCGUUGAGGGACGGUCGUUCACAACGAUUCGUGGCAAGCUCAUCGACAUUUCCUGUUUGGAAACAAAGAAAGAUGAAGUCAGCGGUCUGCCAGACAAGCUACGAGAAGAGGUUCUGAUACAUCAGAUGCAGGUUCUACGAGCUAAAAAGCCACAUGAGAUCGAUCAAGAGGCUUUGGGCGAGCUGCUUAUUUCUUUGCCACGAGAGACACAAGAGGAGAUCCUGCGACGUGAGGGCAUCGAACGUGGGAAGGGUUCGAAGUCUGAAGCGCCGACUGUAGGCUCUACUGAGUUGAAGACUGGUGGUAAAGAGAAGAAGCGCCCAAUCAAAAAGACACCGAACAUUGGCGUGUCAGACGGCUUCUUCAACCAGAAGUUCGGCGGGCAGUCAACCGAAGGUGCGGACACGCCACCUCGCAUUGGGUACAACAUCCUCAAGGCUAGUACCAUAGAGUCCUGUCCACCUUUCUCGUGGGUCAUGCUAGAGGCGGAGACCGCAGCGCGAGCGGCUUUGUCGAUGGGUCAACAAGCUCAGCAUGCAGCCUCAUACGCCUCGUCACGAGUUGAUCUUGCAUUACACUGUCCAGAUGGCGACUCGCACGACCAGAUGGACAUGUUCGUGCGUGAUCUGGCGCAGACAAUUGGAGUGGAUGUGGUCAGACUUGAUGCUAACGACUUUGAGGAGCUGGCUGGUGAAUACGUGGGUUCUGGACAGGACUCUCCUGGCUCUCUCGCCACGUUAGGCUACGACGUUUUUAACGGAUACGUUGGGAGCAGUGUGAGGGAAAAGCCGUUCAUGCCUUUUAAAAGUACCGAAGAAGACGAAGACGAGUUCGAUAUGGAUGAGGAUGAAGAAGAGCUUGAUGAAGACGAGGACGCUGAGGAGGAUCGUGGCAGUACUCCACCCAGUUUCAGAAAUAUAUCUGAUUUACGUAAAGCGCUAAGCGAGCGACGUGGACAGCUUGGAAAGAUGUUGUCCGGCGUGGGCAUUGCUCACGUACAUAUUGGCAAGUCGCAACUCGUGAACGGAGGAUCAUCCGAUGGUAUGCCUCCUGGCUUCGUGUUUGGCGAGGGUCCGAAAGAGUCUGCCGGAUUUGACGAUGCUCGUCUAAGGGCUUUGCUGGAUGGGCUGAUUGAUGCUGGCAAGCAGAAACGAGGCGAUGGCUCAGCGGUGCAAGCUACUCAUAGUCCAGACGAAAAGAGUAAAGCCGUCCAGCUGGGUUUAGCGCGCGCCAUGGCAAGCUGGCUUGGCAUCAAUGAGCAGGCUGGAAGCUCAAGUAUCAAGAUGCAGAGUGAGCAGACAGCAUCACCCUUAAUCCCGUUCCCCGACGAGACUGCCAAUCGCAAGACGAUCAUACACGUUCGUGACCUCAAAGAGCUGCAGAACUCGUCGCGGUCAGGAUCCGGUCCAGAUAUCAUAAAGGCAUUGGUCCAGGUCGUGGAGAAACGACGAAGACGCGGAGAAAGUGUGAUGAUUAUUGGCACGACUGCCGAAUCGGCACAGACGAGCUUUUUCAUGCCACGGCCCUCGCAGCAGAAUGAGCAAUCCUUCCGGACCAUCACUGUCCCACCUUUGUUCUCUGCGACAGCUGAGGAGCUCGAGAAGCUCGGAGCUAGUAUGCUGCCAAUAUCUACGAAGACCAUGACAGAUGAUGGUGCGUAUCGCAGGAUACUGGAGAUGAAUCUACGACAUUUGCAGAGCAUGCUGAGGCGACUACGACCUGGUCAGGAGGUGGAUCUGCUGAGCAAAAGUGCGCAAGCACAAAUGAGCUUGCGUGGAACAUACGUGCUUGGCGAGAAGGUCUUGACACUCGAUCAGGUCCAGCGACUCGUCCUCACUGCUAUUGGACUUGCUGAGACGCACGCCAAAGCGGACACGAUCCAGCCGGCACACCUGGCUCUGGCCAUACACCUUACUAGCAAUGUAGAUCAAGUCGUGCAGACAUGGACAUCAAGUGAUCGCAUGUCCAAGCUGCCGAAGUCGAUGCAACCCGGUAGCAAAGGCAAAAGCGGCGAGAGCGACAGCAAAGAAUCAGGUCCCAGUAAAGCCGACCAGGUUCGCAGCUCAUGUAAUCAGCAUGAAGGCAAACUCCUGACGGGCGUAGCCGACGCAAAGAAAAUCAAGACAGGCUUCGCGGAUGUCCAUGCGCCGACAGAAACGAUCGAAGCUCUCAAGACACUGACAUCACUCUCCCUCAUGCGUCCUGAAGCCUUCAGCUACGGUGUCCUCGCCAAUGACCGCUUACCAGGUCUACUGCUCUAUGGUCCACCAGGCACAGGCAAGACUCUUCUCGCGAAGGCAGUGGCGAGAGAAAGCAAAGCCACUGUCCUUGAGAUCACCGGUGCUCAAAUCUACGAGAAAUACGUCGGUGAAGGCGAGAAGAUGGUUCGGGCUGUCUUCUCCCUAGCUAAGAAGCUCUCGCCAUGUGUCGUCUUCAUCGACGAAGCAGAUGCUAUCUUUGGCAGCAGGAGUAGCGCAGGAAACAGGAAUACUCACAGGGAGAUUAUCAAUCAGUUCUUGCGGGAGUGGGAUGGCAUGGAUGACCGCGGUGUCUUCGUCAUGGUUGCCACGAAUCGACCCUUCGAUCUCGAUGAUGCUGUGCUCCGCCGUCUGCCACGACGUUUGUUGGUCGAUCUACCCGUGGCUAAAGAUCGCGAGUCAAUUCUGGGCAUCCACCUCAAGGAUGAAAUCCUCGAUACCGAGAGCGUCAAUCUCGAGAAGCUGGCAGAGCGCACACCCUUUUACUCGGGCUCCGACCUCAAGAAUCUCUGUGUCGCCGCCGCUCUCGCCUGUGUAAGAGAAGAGAAUGAUCUUCGAAUCGCUGACCCGCAAGCUAAGCUGCCUGAGAAGAGGACGCUGACUGGGAAGCACUUUGAAAAGGCUGUGCAGGAGAUUAGUGCGAGUAUUAGUGAGGAUAUGGGAUCCCUGACUGCUAUUAGAAAAUUCGACGAGCAGUAUGGCGAUAGGCGUGGGAGGCAGAAGAAGAAGAGUUAUGGCUUUGCGCCUGCGGGUGCGGAGGGCGUCGUGGAUGAGAGUGCCGUAAGAGUACGGCAGGCUGAGAGUAGUGUGGGUGGUACGCCGCCGUGA
Messenger RNA from Recurvomyces mirabilis, 4974 nucleotides. RefSeq lists its product as uncharacterized. The record is from RefSeq and is a predicted model, not a curated record. Gene Ontology annotation, cellular component: mitochondrial outer membrane; cytoplasm. The coding region runs from base 1 to 4974 and encodes 1657 amino acids. The transcript is spliced from 3 exons. Gene Ontology annotation, molecular function: tRNA binding; ATP binding; ATP hydrolysis activity. Lineage: Eukaryota; Fungi; Ascomycota; Dothideomycetes; Mycosphaerellales; Teratosphaeriaceae. Gene Ontology annotation, biological process: phenylalanyl-tRNA aminoacylation.